Haemonchus placei is the source of this 558-nucleotide messenger RNA. Lineage: Eukaryota; Metazoa; Nematoda; Chromadorea; Rhabditida; Trichostrongylidae. The record is from the annotation of a GenBank genome assembly.
AUGGUGUGGGCCGGAGUCUUGUGGAACGGUAAGACGGAGCUGCUGUUCGUGGAGCCUGGGUUGAAGACUAAUGCCGAGUACUACGUCCAGCAGCUCAGAGAAGACUUUGUGCUACAACAGGACUGGGCACCGGCCCACGCAUCUAGGAAAACUCUCGCCUUUUUGGAUUCAGUGAGCGUCGAAUAUCAUAAGACAGAAUAUCCGAGUGCAUCUCUUGAUCUCAACCCGCUUGAUUACAGGGUGUGGGAUGAACUCAACAGGAUUGUCUGCGAUGGUCAAGAAGUUGCCGAUCUCGCCGACCUCAGACGACGCAUCAAAAUUGCGUUGCAAAAACUUUCGAUUUCGUUCGUGCGGAAGGCCAUUGAGGAAUUCCGUGAUCGAGCACAAUGUGUUGUUGAUUCUGCGAGUGAUAAUAUUCAGUCACAAUUUGAUAAAGUUUGUUUACAUUGGUGGUACAAGCCGAGCAGUGAAAGUGUCUCUUUUUUUUGGGCACCCCUGUACACACUCUUACAAGACUCACUAAAAGAUCGCGAGAGUAAAAAAUGGCGUUAUGUCUGA